AAAAGGGGAAAAUAAAACCACUUUUUCCGCGGUGAAUCGAUUAAAUGUGUUGGACAUGACAAUUACAUUUUUAUAAAACUAUACCACUAGAGGGAGCUGGCAUCCGCACCGCCGAAAAGUAAUUUCUAUUUUAUUUUUUUAAGUGCCCCCAGUGUGUGUCAAUCCAUUUCACACUAAUCCCUUAAUCUCUACUUUACAAAGUUGAUUCUUUCGGGUUAAUUUGAAGGAGGAUGGCCCAAAGAUGAAGGUCACCUUGCUCAGGGAGGGGGGGUUGCGAGUUCAAGCCCCCCCUGAAGACUGCCCUCUACUCCAUGCCUUGUUCACUCCUAUUUCGCUUCUUUUGUGUUGUAUUGGCAAUUUAUAUUCUGUGCCGUCUUUUAUCGUGUUCCAUCUUGCUCGAUUGUAUUUUCCUGCGUUCUGUUGGGCCCUGGAUGGCUUGUGUACCAGAGCGUCAGAGGUCGAGGGUCAAAUGGGGUGUCGAGAGGACGGCGUGUGUGGCGUUGAGGUUUCAAACGGCUCCUGAUGCGCGUUACCACAAAAUGUUACCGGUUGAAUUCUUCCUCUUUUCUUCAGUCCACGCUGGACCUUCUCGCCUUUGGCGGGGGGAGGAGGAGGAGGAGAAAGCACGCAGCCUCCUCAUACAUCAGCGACUCAUUCUCUCUCACGGCAGCAUUCGUCCUGGCAACCGAGAGGAAGAAAAUAGGUUUGACGAUGAAGAUGGCGCCUGGCUGCUUCGUUGUGUUUCUUCUCUUUCUUCCCGCAUGUCAGUCAGCACACGGCCGCUACGCUCACAAGCUGCUGAAAGAUUUGCUGACCAACUACACUAACGCCCUGCGGCCAGUGGCGGACACGGAGCACGUCAUCAACGUGACGCUGCAGGUCACGCUGUCACAGAUCAUCGACAUGGACGAGAGGAACCAGAUCCUGACGACCUACCUGUGGGUGCGGCAGGUGUGGAUGGACGCCUUCCUAGCCUGGAAGAAGGACGACUACGACGGGCUGGACACCAUCCGCAUCCCCAGCAGCUACGUGUGGCGGCCUGACAUCGUCCUGUACAACAGCGCCGACGACGAGUUCUCCAGCUCCAUGGAGACCAACGUGGUCCUGAGACACGACGGCCAGGUGAUGUGGGACCAGCCGGCCAUCACCAAGAGCUCCUGCUCGGUGGACGUGGCCUUCUUCCCCUUCGACGUGCAGGAGUGUCACCUCACCUUUGGCUCCUGGACCCACAACGGCAACCAGAUGGACUUGUUCAACGCCUUGGACAGCGCCGACCUGGCGGACUUCAUCCACAACGUGGAGUGGGAGGUCCUGGGCAUGCCCGCCAAGAAAAACGUCAUCCUUUACGGGUGCUGCUCGGAUCCGUACCCGGACAUCACCUUCACCCUCCACCUGAAGCGGAGGUCCUCCUUCUACAUCUUCAACCUGCUCCUUCCCUGCAUGAUGAUCUCCUUCCUGGCCCCGCUGGGCUUCUACCUGCCGGCGGACUCCGGAGAGAAGGUGUCACUGGGGGUCACCGUGCUGCUGGCCCUCACCGUCUUCCAGCUGCUGGUGGCCGAGAGCAUGCCGCCCUCCGAGAGCGUCCCGCUCAUCGGAAAGUACUACAUCGCCACCAUGACGAUGGUGACGGCGUCGACGGCCCUCACCAUUUUCAUCAUGAACAUCCACCACUGCGGCCCCGAGGGACGUCCCGUGCCGGCUUGGGCCGAGCGCUUCAUCCUCCAAUACUUGGCCCGCGUGUGCUUCGUGUACGAGGCGGCGGCGGCGGAGGAGCGCCCCCCGGGCGGGCCGGCCUCCCGCGAGCGGACGGAAUCCGACGGCGGCAAGUGCAACGGGGAAGCGCGGGGGGGCGACGCCGGCGCGCGGAAGGACGAGACCUCGGUCGCCCUGGACGAGGGCGGAGACGCCGCGGACGGCCGGCGCUCGGGUGGAGGCGCGGCGGAGAACCGCAAGGAGCCGUGCUCGUGCCACCAUCACCUCGGGCUGCGCCGCAACGUGGAGUACAUCGCCAACGUCUACCAGGACCAACGUGCCGCCCAGAUGCGCGUGGGAGAAUGGAAGAAGCUGGCCAAAGUCAUGGAUCGCUUCUUCAUGUGGCUCUUCUUCCUCAUGGUCUUCAUCAUGAGCGUCCUCAUCCUGGGCAAGGCCGUCUGACGCGCGCCGUCUCUGUGUUGCGCUGACGACACCAAAUGUAUCGACAAGUCGCUAUCGCAUUAAAACCGCAUCCCCCCCC
Molecule: messenger RNA, 2233 nt
Organism: Hippocampus zosterae (dwarf seahorse)
Lineage: Eukaryota; Metazoa; Chordata; Actinopteri; Syngnathiformes; Syngnathidae
Product: neuronal acetylcholine receptor subunit alpha-10-like
Exons: 6
Coding region: 523-2154 (543 amino acids)
Biological process (GO): chemical synaptic transmission; signal transduction; monoatomic ion transmembrane transport
Cellular component (GO): neuron projection; postsynaptic membrane; synapse
Molecular function (GO): transmembrane signaling receptor activity; acetylcholine-gated monoatomic cation-selective channel activity
Source: RefSeq, a predicted model, not a curated record